This is a messenger RNA of Mesorhabditis belari, 6588 nucleotides long. The record is from the annotation of a GenBank genome assembly. NCBI's taxonomy places the organism in Eukaryota, Metazoa, Nematoda, Chromadorea, Rhabditida, Rhabditidae.
AUGUCAAAAGCUUUGGAGAGCACGCUGACUGAGGAACAACGAGAAAAUUGUCGAAGGAAUCGGGAGAAUGCCUUGAGGAUUCGAGCUGAAAAAGAAAUGGAGAAGCAACUCACAGAUGAACAAAAACAACGUGUCCAGGCAAAUAGGGAACGAGCAUUGCGUUUGAGAGAGGAGCGAUUGAAAGAAUUUAGUCAACAACCUACGACGAGUACUCACAAUGAUCAAUCAAUCAAGGAAUCGGGCAAACCGCCAAUUCAAACUGUCGUCGUCCGUCCUCCUGUGCGAAACGCUCUUGAUCAAGCAGCCGUUUUGCGCCCACUUCAGCUACAAAGUCCAAAACCUGCGGGAAUUCCGGCAACAAAUCUCCCAAAGCCAAAGUCUAUCGUGACGAUGAAAAUUCUUGAUGAAAACACGAUUGUUAUCAAUCUCAACCCAUACCAUGAACUCAUCAACGAUGCACUGCGGAAAGUGCCUUCUCGACGUUAUGAUGGAAAGAUACGAAAAAACGUCAUUCAUAUCAAAGACUUGCGAAUGUGCGAGAAUUUGUUGCAAAAGCUGACACAAAUUGACAUUGUACUUGAGUCUAUUCCGGACGAUGCGUUCAGAGUUUUGACAAGGACUUCCACUCUUCAACCGGUUCCUGAUGAUCUCAAGCAAGCAGUUGAUCCGGAUCUCAUCAAGUUUGCUUACGAUUAUCAGAUCGAAGGAAUAAAAUUUGGAAUUGCAAGGAAUGGCAAGGUGUUGAUUGCUGAUGAAAUGGGACUCGGGAAAUCGAUUCAAGCUCUUGGAAUCGCACGGUUUUUCAAAACGGAAUGGCCUCUGGUGAUCGUGUGUCCAGCUGCUGUGACAACCACAUGGAGAGACGCAAUUCUACGAUUUCUGCCUCAUACCAUCAAAAUAGAGAGGAUCCAUUUGUUGCUUAGUAAGUCUGUUCCAAUGCCAAUAGAUCGACGUUCCUCCACAAUUGUGAUUAUGAGCUACGAUCAGAUGAAGUUGCGGGAGGAAGAAUUGCUCAAGCAACGUUUCCAGGUGUACAUUUUCGAUGAGAGUCAUCAACUCAAAGAGAUAAAAGCGAAGAAAACAUCGACAGCACAAAAAUUGUGCAAAUUCGCCAAUCAUGUGAUUUUGCUUUCGGGAACACCAGCUCUUUCAAAACCAGCAGAAUUGUACAGUCAAGUUCGGUUGAUUGAUCCAACCUUGUUUCCCAAAUUUGAAACUUUUGCGACUCGGUAUUGUGAUGGACGCCCCGGAAACUAUGGUUUUGAAGCAAAGGGUUGCACGAAUAAUGAGGAACUUUCGGCCAUUCUCUCCAAAUGUGUGAUGAUUCGUCGGAUGAAAAAUGAUGUUUCAGAAAAGUUGCCUCUGAAAAAGCGAGAACUCAUUUUCAUCGAAGACAACAAAAUCAAUUUGAAAUUGGAAAGCCUUCAAAUGGCUAAACGACUUUUUGAGAGAAACAAAUCGUCUGGCGGUGACAUUUUUGUCAAGAAUGGCUCCGGUGAAGGUACUAUCGUCGAUUAUUAUCGAGAGACUGGAAUGGCAAAGGCAACUGCUGUCACAGAGCAUGUUAUCCGAAAUUAUUUUGCAAAUUUUGAAGCUGGUGUUAGGCCAGAAAGAAAAGUUCUAAUCUUUGCUCAUCAUCAGAUUGUCUUGGAUACAUUUGAAUACGAGAUGACUCGGCGCGGAGUGGGAUUUGUCCGAAUUGAUGGAACUACGUCUCAGGCCACUCGUGGUCUUCACUGUGAUCGUUUUCAAAUUGAUGACAAUUGCUUUGUAGCGCUUUUGUCUAUCACAGCGGCUGGUGUUGGAAUUAAUUUGACUGCGGGAUCAAUUGUGAUUUUUGCGGAGUUAACUUGGACUCCCGGUCUUCUACAACAAGCUGAAGAUCGAGCACACCGAGUGGGGCAAAAAGAAGAGCGAAACUUGCUUUGUAAGAUGCAAGGGACCACCGAAGAAGAGAAAGAGCAAAAGGUGGAAGAAAAAUCAAACCUGCCUCUUCAUUCUUCAAAGCCUCCGUUGAAACGACAACAAAUUUUGGUAGAACGUCCUUUCACCCUGGAGUCUUCAAGCUUGUGUAACCUUGAAUCUACUUCCUCACAUCAGAGUAAUUCGCCCACUUCAUCAAGAGCCUCUCCUCCAUCUCAGCAAAAUAACGUACAUCUCUCGCCUACUUCAUCUUUUCGACAUAAUCGGCCGUCAAACAUCAUUAUAAAGGAUCCAAUUGCAAAUCGUUUAAGUACACCCGGUGAGAGCAUCCAUGUGCCGCCAGUAUUGCUUUCUCCAGUCCUCUCUCGGCCAGUUCGCAGUUCUUCUGCUGCCAGCAGUCCAUUGCCAAUUCGAUGUCAUCAAAACUCGGAUUCUGAUGGAGAUUUAUCCCCAUGGCGUGCAAGACUUUCAUCAGGCGGAGUUCGUGAGCGUCCUAAAUCGCGCGGAGGGACCCGCCCUGUGACUCCCGCAAUUUCUCCCACGCUUAUGCAAAGAAGCACAAGCGGCAGCAAACUAGCGGCUAUUUAUGCCCAACAUCGACACUGCUCAUCGGGAUCGGGAAACCUUUUGCCGACAAGAGCGCUUGUUUCAAGAACAGACUCCGAUGUUGGCGCACGUCCCCAACGGAGAAGAAGCCGACGAAGACCAUCGUUCAAUCGUAACCACGGUGUGUGCUCCGAAACUUCAGUCGACUCUUGCUCUUCAUCAUCAUCGAACCUUUUGAGAAUGAAAUCUUCAUUGGGCCACUCUGAUCCACAACUUAGCCACAAUGCAUCACCAUCAAGCACUCAAGGGCUUUCGAGUAACUUACCUCAAGUCCGAUUGCGGAAAGAUCUCGUCUCGCAAUCAAAUCGUGGAUCUGUGGUUCGUCGAUCGUUCAAUGCGUCAACGUCACCUGUUGUGCCUCCAAGGUGCCGAUCUCCUGCUGGGCGUGGACUUCUUUCAAAUGCUCAACAACCGUCCACAUCUUCCGGGGUUCAUCAUAUACGGACGACUGCGCCAGCCGCCGUUUCACUUCGUUCCUACUCUCAAAGAAGCGGUAGUGCAUUGAUGGCUCCACAUCCAGAUCAUCGUCGAUGGUCGUUAGCGAGUCUUCCGUCAACCAGUGGAUAUGGAACACCUGGCAGCAAUUCGGCUUUCUCUGUUGGAACUUCAAGCCAAUAUUCUUCUUCCGAGCAGCUAUGUGAUAUGGUAGAAGGUCUGAGAGUUGGCGGAGUGCGAUUCGACUCUGGUGAAAAUGCUCCAGGUCAUGAUGACAACUUCUUGGGAUUUCGACCUCGCAGCCGGAGUUUAACGAGUCCCGUGAAAUUCGGCGCAGAAUACAAUCCUGAUGUGCUUAACAGAACGUGUGUCUACAAAGAAAGAUUUCCAAAAGCCAAACAGCAAAUGGAGGAAAAAUUGAAUGCAUUUGUAUUGGAAAAUGCGCCACUUUCAGGCGGAGCAAAUUUGGGUGAAUCCGAAAAGUUGAGCGACAACAAACACCAUCGAAAGAGUAUGGUAAUGACAGCGGAAAUGAGUGCCGAUCCAAAAUUGCUGAGACUCAUUGCUGAUGGAGCCACCCGUUUUCUGCAUCACCAGAUUGUUGAAAUAGCGUCUGAUUGCUUGGCCCGAUCCCGAGAUGAUACAAUAACUUGCGGUUAUUUCUGCGAAAUGAGCCAAAGAUUGGAUGAAACAUUGACGGAGGCAGCUCUGAAGACGAGUACCGAUUCACAAGCUUAUCUCGGAAAACUUGUCAAGCAAUUGUUGAUGAUAGUGUCUCGCCCCGCCCGCUUGCUUGAAUGCUUGGAAUUUGAUCCGGAUGAAUUUUAUCAAUUGUUAGAAGAAGCGGAAGGCGUUGUGCGGGAACAACUUGGAUCUGGAUCUGCGAGAGUUCCUGAUCUUCCACAAUAUAUUAUUGGAAAGCUUGGUUUGGAUAGAGAUCCGUUAAUGGAUGAAGAACGAACGGGUAAUUCUCCACCUCUAUCUGCGAAUCAGGGUGAAUCUGGUCCUUCGAUGAGUCACGAAAUUGAAAAAUCUCAAGUUGUUUGGCCUCCCCCUGAAAACAAGGCACCAACCGAAGAUGAUUAUGAAACAAUUCGUCUUGUGUCAAAUGGAGCCUAUGGAGCAGUUUAUCUAGUACGUCAUCGAGAAACAAGACAACGUUUCGCUUUGAAGAAAAUGAAUAAACAGACUCUCAUUCUUCGCAAUCAAGUCGAUCAAGUAUUUGCUGAGAGAGAUAUUCUUACGAUGGCCGAUAAUCCAUUUGUUGUCUCCUUUUAUGGUUCUUUUGAAACGCGACAUCAUUUGUGUAUGCUGAUGGAAUAUGUUGAGGGUGGAGAUUGCGCCGCUCUUCUCAAAAAUGCUGGCACUCUUCCGUUAGAUUUAACAAGAUUGUAUGUAGCCGAGACGAUUUUGGCCAUCGAAUAUUUACAUUCAUAUGGCAUUGUGCAUCGUGAUUUGAAGCCUGAUAACUUACUUAUUACUGCAAUGGGCCACAUCAAACUGACCGACUUCGGAUUGUCAAAAAUCGGCUUGAUGAAUCGAACAACGCUUGUCGUAGAAACGGAAACAGAGACUCAACAAUUCAAAGAUAAACAACUUUGUGGAACACCUGAAUAUAUUGCCCCGGAAGUGAUUAUUCGUCAGGGGUACGGCAAACCCGUCGAUUGGUGGGCACUGGGAGUGAUCUUGUACGAGUUUCUUGUUGGGAUUGUCCCAUUCAUUGGAGAUAGUCCUGAAGAUCUCUUUAGCAAAAUCAUUUCAGAAGAUGUUGAAUAUCCAGAAGGUGAAGAGGCGUUGAUUCCAGAAGCUGAAGAUCUCAUAAAACAUUUACUCGAGAAAAAUCCAGUUUAUCGACUUGGAACACAAGCUGGAGCCCCGGAAAUCACCAUUCACCCAUUCUUCCUUGGACUGGAUUUUCAUUCACUUUUGCGACAAAAGGCUGAGUUUGUACCUCAAUUGGAGAAUGAAGAAGAUACCUCGUACUUUGACACGCGUGCUGAUCGAUACAACCAUGACGCGGAAAGUGGGGGUGAAGAGGAUCCAAAUGGAAUUGCUGCUUCUGGAGCGCACAUGUUUCAAUCAUUUAGCACGGCAUCACCUCGUCAUUCAAUUUGUGGAAUUGAUCCAGCUUUCUUGCCGCAUCAAGCAUCAAAAGAUGGAUCAACUUCUCCCUUACCAACUCGGGCUCAUGAUCGAUUCCGUAAAUCUUCUCAGCAAAGCAGCGAAGAUCAAUCAACUUGUGAUAGCUUCGAUUUUCAAGACAAAUAUGCUGAGGCUCCGCCAAUUCCGACGGCUGUUCUUUUACGGCGAAGAUUUUCAUCACAGCGACAAACGAACUUAUCGUCUGGAACCUCAUCAUCUGGUACAACAGGUGCAGAGCGUGGAUCGGGGACAGCCUGCAGCAGUACUGACAGCAGUAUGGAUGCUACCUUUAUGCAUACACAUAAUUCUGGUCAUUAUGCUCAUCAUCCACUUGCUGAACAACGACGGUCUCCAUUGCCUCGCUUUGCUAUCAGCUGUGAUCCAGACGAUGAGAAUGUUUCUUCGCAUCCAAAUCAACGCCCAAAAGAGCUCAGUCCCGUUGAAGAAGCAACGAGAAAAACCUCAGAAUCAAGCGUACCACUUCAACUUGUGAUUCCAUCGGCUUCUGGAGUCGCGUCUACCUCACAUUCUCCGGCUCAUUCUGUUUCAUCGACCUCAUCUGUUGAUGGUUCGCCUGCCAGUAUUGUUCACGGACACCAGAUAGAUCCGACGGCACAUAAAACGAUAGUUAUUCGGAAAGGCCCACUUGGAUUUGGUUUUACAAUUCGUUCCGUGCGUGUUUAUCUGGGAGAACACUCUGAAUAUUACACAAUCGAACAUAUGGUGACAGCGGUGGACGAAGGAAGUCCAGCAUACGUGGCGGGAUUGCGAUCUGAUGAUUUGAUCACUCAUGCGAAUGGGCAAGAAGUUCACAAUCUACCUCAUCCCGAAUUAAUGAGGAGAUUGCUUGGUUGUGGAAACGAAUUAACGCUAAGCGUUACCCCGUUGUCUGCAACUUCAAUUCGAGAGGGAGCAGCACGAAAGUCAGUUGGCAAGCUCGCACGAAAGAAACCGAAACGACCACAACAACGCCGUGGACCGAUGGAGAAGAAAUCAAGAAAGCCAAGCAGUCUUUUGAGAAGAUUGAGUGGGAAACGACCAACAGAAGUUUUGCCCGGGACAAGCACUCAAAAGCAGACAUUCAUGCCUAGAUCGGUUUCAUCACAAGAUGGUUCGAUUCUCUCCCCUUUCUCAACUUCGGCUUCAGCUCUUCCAUCAGGUCCUAACACAGCCGGAGGAACACAAAUGACGGUACCAAUGGCAUUUCACAAACGAUUGUCGGAUGUGGGAAUUCGAGAAGAACCUCGAUCUUCUCCACUUGCCAAUUCGACUCGUCCUAACUCAUUGCAUGGAUUAAAGGGAAGCAAGCAUCCGAGCAUUCCAGUUUCAACAACGAAGAAUGCAUCCUCUCCAAUUCCAGUUUCACCUUUGGCUCGCACCCAUCCAGAACAGCCGCCAUCGCCUACACGAUCUCCAAGCCCAUCUGGCUCAAAAUUCCCUGGGCGCAAUCUCGUGAGCAAACUUCUUCAUGGAAGCAAAAAU